Messenger RNA from Trichosporon asahii var. asahii CBS 2479, 1830 nucleotides. RefSeq lists its product as uncharacterized. The coding region runs from base 1 to 1830 and encodes 609 amino acids. Lineage: Eukaryota; Fungi; Basidiomycota; Tremellomycetes; Trichosporonales; Trichosporonaceae. The transcript is spliced from 3 exons. The record is from RefSeq and is a predicted model, not a curated record.
AUGCUGAUCGCCGUCGCCGCUCUUGCCGGCACGCUGCGUGGCGUCAUGGGAGCCCAGGAGGCCGACAUCGCGUUUUCCAUCUCCAUGAACCUCACUGGAUGGUCUCCUCAAGUAUUGCAAUCCAAAUGGGACAUGAACCUAAACACAGGAGCUCUCACUUUCAGAAACCAAUCGUUCCCGGUUGACGAGGUGGAGCUAGUGCGUGCAGUUGGAAACGGAUUCGGUCUGUACGGAUCUGUCGAGGAUGUCCCCGUCAAUACGACGUGGUUCAGGUCCUGGUGGGGGACAAGCAAUGCUGCCAGCAAGAGGUGGGAGUGGCUGAACAACCCCGUUCCCGCAAGCGGCCUCUUAGCUAUGUUCGAGAAAGACGGUGCGAGCUCUUGGAGAAUGACGCUUGCCAACGUGUCAGACUCCUCAAGCUCGGUGACCAUUGACUACGUCAAUCUACAGAUUCCGGUGAAAACGAAAGCGCCGAACGAAGAAGCUUUGAGGUCUCAGGCCCAAACCAUAUCAACCGUCCAGGACGGGAAGGCACGCCUGGAAUCGUUUUUCCUUCGGGACUUCGCCUCUGAGGAUUACCUGCUUAGCAUCACGGAUAAAACCAUCGACCAGUUCGCAGCAAUACCUCCGCAACACCACGACAUUGUGAACAACAGUGUUGCCCUUUCUUUCUACACAGAGCUCGUGUACAACGUCCCAUCCCAAACGUCGUUGAUCAACAUCACCGGACCUGUCUUCAACAGUUCGGACGCUGGCUGCUACGCCAUUCUACACCCGGAACCUUGGUGGUGGUCUUCUGAGAUGGUUCCGAGAUCGAACUCGGCGAAGCCGGUGUACCGAGCCGGUCAGACGCUCUUCAUGCUUCCAACAGAUCCCUCAGUGACGUAUCAGCUUGUCAUUGGCGCCAGAGGCAACGACACGGUUUGCGCUAUCAGUGACAUUACCACAUACGCGUACGACCCGGCAGCCGCCGCCGAACUCAACGACAGUACGACGUCGACAAGUUCCGCAUCCUCCAAGGAGACUAGUGCUGGGGCUGGAGCCGCUGGGUCGGAUGGAAAGCCGGCCUCCAAGAAAUCUAAUGCUGGCGCGAUUGCUGGCGGCGUUGUUGGCGGUGUUGUAGGCUUGGCUCUCCUGGGUCUCGCUCUUGUCUUCUGCCUUCGCCGCCGUCGACGCCAGAAUGCAUCCUCGCCCACGUCUGAAAAGCCCGUCAAUCGCCGCGGAAAGUAUGAGCCGACGGAAGACGUCCAGUUCAUUGUCCCGUUCGUUGGAGCAAAGGCUUCUGACGGAGCAUCGACUCCGGAGAGGCCAGGACAUCAGAGGCACUACACCAGCACCACCGAUUCCGCUGAGGGCUAUACGCCAACGACCGAAAAGCAGCAGGAGUUGCGAUCCUCGUACGACGACACCUUCUUCGGAGAGGCUUCCACGACUGCUGGCCAGCCCCAGCCCAACACCGACAGCAACAGCCGUCGACCGGCCGCCACACCGCGUCACCCCGUGCAUGCUGAGGAUAUGGAGGAUGCCGAUGAGGUCUCCAUGCUCCCUCCCAUGUAUAAAGAGUCAUGGAGCCAGCGGCAUAUCGCUACCGAUGCCGAGGAUACCGCAGUUGGCGUGGUACGUCAGGAGGCAUCGGGAGGCAGCGCCUCUCGGGCGAGAGAUGGCCUCUCGCCGAUUACCACGUCCAAGGAAUGCUCCUCGAUAGUUUCCGACUUGAAGUCCGGCGUGCCGCUCGUUGCUGCUUCCAGAGACGGACAUUCGCCUGUAACCCCCUCGAAGGACGGCCAUUCACCUGUCUCGACCGAUAAGAGCGCGCUCUCACCUAAGUAG